Artibeus jamaicensis (Jamaican fruit-eating bat) is the source of this 1243-nucleotide messenger RNA. RefSeq names its product cytosolic 10-formyltetrahydrofolate dehydrogenase-like. The transcript has 8 exons. NCBI's taxonomy places the organism in Eukaryota, Metazoa, Chordata, Mammalia, Chiroptera, Phyllostomidae. The coding region runs from base 376 to 1224 and encodes 282 amino acids. The record is from RefSeq and is a predicted model, not a curated record. Gene Ontology annotation, molecular function: formyltetrahydrofolate dehydrogenase activity; aldehyde dehydrogenase (NAD+) activity.
CUCAUCACAAAAUAAUGGUGGAGCUAUUAUUACUCCCAUAUUACAGGUGAAGAAACUGAGACUCAGAAGAGUUUGUCACUUACCCAAGAUCACAAAUUAGUAAGUGGUGGAGCCAGAACUUGAAACCAAGGCCUUCUCAGUCCAUAGAUUGAGAUAUUAGCCUCAAUUCUAGACUAAUACUCAUGCUUUAGGUGCUGGGAUGAAAGUCUCUUCUGGAUAAAUGUGCUGGGCACCAGCACCUCUGCUGCUAGAAGAAUCCAUGCUUGCCAUGCCUCUUUCCAUGGUCCUACUCUUUAAAAUCUCCUUUCCUUCAGACUGGUGGAAGAAGUGAAAGAGCUGUGUGACGGUGUGGAGUUAGAAAAUGAAGACAUUUACAUGGCAACAACCUUCAAGGACUUCAUCCAAUUGUUAGUGAGAAAGCUUCGAGGGGAUGACAAAGAGAGCGAGUGCAUCAUUGACUACGUGGAAAAAGCAGUGAACAAGCUGGUCCUCCAAAUGCCUCACCAACUUUUCAUUGGGGGCAAGUUUGUGGAUGCUGAGGGUGCCAAGACCUAUGACACUAUCAACCCGACAGAUGGAAGUGUUAUCUGCCAGGUGUCCCUGGCCCAGGCCAGCGAUGUUGACAAGGCAGUGGCUGCUGCAAAAGAGGCCUUUGAGAACGGAUUGUGGGGGAAGAUCAGCGCGCGGGACCGGGGCCAGCUCCUGUACAGGUUGGCAGACCUCAUGGAAGAGCAUCGGGAAGAGCUGGCCACCAUUGAGGCUCUGGAUGCAGGUGCUGUCUACACACUGGCCCUGAAGACCCAUGUGGGCAUGUCCAUCCAGACCUUCCGCUACUUUGCUGGCUGGUGUGACAAGAUCCAGGGCUCCACCAUCCCCAUCAACCAGGCCAGACCCAACCGAAACCUGACCUUGACCAGGAAGGAGCCAAUUGGGGUCUGUGGCAUUAUUAUCCCCUGGAACUAUCCCCUGAUGAUGCUCUCCUGGAAGACAGCUGCCUGCCUGGCUGCUGGGAACACAGUGGUGAUCAAGCCUACCCAGGUGACCCCACUCACAGCCUUGAAGUUUGCAGAGCUGACCUUGAAGGCGGGCAUUCCCAAGGGUGUGGUCAACAUCCUCCCAGGAUCUGGCUCAUUGGUUGGCCAGAGACUCUCAGACCAUCCCGAUGUGCGGAAGAUUGGGUUCACAGGCUCCACAGAGGUGGGAAAGCAUAUCAUGAAAAGGUAGGUGGUUGGGGUGUGGGGGU